GCCAAGUCAACACCAGACGUUCUGUCGGAGGGGGGAAAAGAGCAACAAGGAUGAGAAGGUCUUCUCGUUUGCUUGAGGUGACAGCUUUACUUGUAAUAGGCAUUCUGUGCCUGGUCAUCAUUUUUUUUAAAGAGGACAUUCCCCCUGAUGAACCCCCUAACCAUGUCCAGAUAAACAGAAUGGAAUUAACCUACAAAAACAGACCUCUGAAACCAACCAGUGAGAGCGCAGGUGUUUUCACCUGGGGCCAUUGUCAACGGAAUGAGUCUGCCGCCAAUGUGUCAGGAUUUUCCACUCUGCCUGGUCACAUCCAAAACUUCCUCUUCUAUCGUCAUUGCCGCCACUUCCCAAUGCUGCUGGACGUACCUGAUAAAUGUGGAGGCCCUCACAAGUCUGCUGACGUCUUCCUUCUGCUGGUCAUAAAAAGCUCACCUGUGAAUUACGACCGCCGUGAGGUACUACGGAAAACCUGGGCCAAGGAGCGACUGCAAAACGAGGUGUGGAUCCGCAGGAUUUUUCUCUCUGGAACCACAGGCACAGGCUUUGAGAAGCGCACGCUAAACAAGCUUUUACGACUGGAGAAUCGUGAGCAUAAUGAUAUCUUGCAGUGGGACUUCAACGACUCCUUCUUCAACCUCACCCUGAAGCAAAUCGUGUUCCUAGAGUGGAUGGACAAGAACUGCCGCCAGGCCAGAUUUCUCUUCAACGGUGACGAUGAUAUCUUCGCCAACACAGAUAACAUGGUGGACUUCCUUCAGAGCCAGAAAAACAAAGAUGGUGACAAGCACCUUUUUGCGGGCUAUCUAAUCCGCUAUGUCGGACCCAUUAGAGAGUCAGGGAGCAAAUACUAUGUCCCAGUCCAGGUUCAAGAGUCAGACUCGUAUCCCCCUUAUUGUGGUGGAGGGGGCUUCCUGCUCUCUGGAUACACAGCUAUGGUCAUUUACAAAAUGUCCCAUACCAUUCUCAUUUUGCCAAUUGACGACGUCUACAUGGGAAUGUGUCUGGAAAAGGCUGGUCUUAGUCCAGAGUCCCAUUUUGGUGUCAAGACUGCUGGACUGCAAGUCCCCUCCCAAAAAGUGGACGCUUACGACCCUUGUUAUUACAGGGAAAUAAUUCUAGUACACAGAUUUCUACCCCAUCAGAUAUAUAUCAUGUGGCAUGGAAUACAUGAACCUAACUUGAAAUGUGGGAAUUUGCAAGGUUCACUUUAAACCUUGAAAUCAGUCGCCUGCUCAGGUUUCUUUUUCCAAUCUUUUUUUGCCAAGCAAUUACUGAGGUGUGCUCUCUCAAAGCAGGUGUUAUUACUGCAGAUGUUUGAACAAUGCCGGAUCUAUUGGCAUAUGGCAGGGUACUGUGAAAUUUGACAGCUGGCACUGUUAUUCAUGUAAAUGAUUAACACAUUGAUUUAUAAUUCCCCCCCCAAAAAAAUGAAUAGACGUGUAUACCUGCCACUAUGCAUCACUUAUAUUUAUUAUACUUUAAAAGGGGAAAUGAAUGUCCAUUUUGUUUAGCCGUUGAUUCUCUCUUUCUUUACGCGGCCUGUCUGCUGUGUUUGACCUUUUUAUCUGAACACUCUAGUGUAAACCACUGUGCCUCAGGAACACCCCAACACCCGCUCAGCUCAGAAAGGAAACUGUUGUGGUUCACUGCACAAUAACUGUUAGACGGGGCAUUCUUUGUCUUUAGGCAUUCUGUUUGUUCUUUGUAAAUGUUUUCUUGAAAAUGUUCUCUUUUUAAAUUCAUAAUCAGAGGAUGAACACCUGUGUGUCUUUCUGUGAAUCUAAUGCUGACUGCAUGUUUAUAGAAUAUACUUUUCUAUGCAUUUGUAUAACAAUUGUGAACAGAUCCGUUUGUCCGUCGCACCCUAACACAGGUUGGAGACAUAAAAUGAACAGACCAGAA
Messenger RNA from Oncorhynchus gorbuscha (pink salmon), 1902 nucleotides. Its product is annotated as N-acetyllactosaminide beta-1,3-N-acetylglucosaminyltransferase 3-like. The transcript has 2 exons. Gene Ontology annotation, cellular component: membrane. The record is from RefSeq and is a predicted model, not a curated record. Bases 51 to 1211 code for a protein of 386 amino acids. Gene Ontology annotation, molecular function: hexosyltransferase activity. NCBI's taxonomy places the organism in Eukaryota, Metazoa, Chordata, Actinopteri, Salmoniformes, Salmonidae.